UCAUAACUAAUUUAACAGUUCAUUAAAAAUACUUGAACAAAAGCCAAGCGUCUAAGAAAUUCUUUAUCAGCGACGGUAUCAGUGCCGACCUUCAUCUUCGUGGACCGCUGGUAUGCCAUCUGCUUCCCACUGAAGUUCAAGACCGCAAUUCUGAUUAUCUGGUUGCUGUCUUUUUUGUUCAAUGCCUGGACAUCGACUGAAACUGAGAACCGAAAAAUGACAAAAAGCAAAUGUAAAAAUUCGACCAACAAAAAAUGACAAUUUAAAAAAUCAAUAUGGCCGUCGUUUUAGUUAAAAGUCUUACCAUGAUUCUAGCCUGUCACUUCUGUUUAUCUAUUAAUGAACUAUCGUUUAAUAAUGUAACAAUAUAUAAUUCCUAUGUAGAUAGUCCUGUAUAUAAUACAAUGUAUGAAGAAGAUAAAACUGUAGAUAUUAAUAUUGUAAAAAGAUCUAUUCAAAAUAAAACAGAAGAAAAACAGAAAAUAACCGAGGAAGACAUAAGCAUGAAAAUUAAUAAUGACACAGAGCUGGAUAAACUCGAUGCAACCACAGAAUUUGAUUACAAUUACACCUGUGUUGGUUUGUCUGAAUACUGUAAUAUGACAAAAGAGGAAUAUAUGGAAAUGUUAUACGAUUACAUAUUCCCACGACCUUAUGAAUGGGUACUUAUUGCCAUUCAUGCCGUAGUAUUCAUUAUAGGUCUUAUAGGAAAUGCAUUAGUCUGCAUAGCAGUGUAUAGAAAUCAUUCAAUGAGGACAGUGACUAAUUACUUUAUAGUGAAUUUGGCUCUGGCUGAUUUUAUGGUGAUUCUCAUUUGUUUGCCGCCGACGGUGCUGUGGGACGUGACGGAGACGUGGUUUUUUGGAACCGCGAUGUGCAGGAUUGUGCUGUAUUUUCAGUCUGUAUCAGUGACGGUCUCAGUGCUGACUCUUACCUUCAUCUCCGUGGACCGCUGGUAUGCCAUCUGCUUCCCUCUCAAGUUCAAGUCUACCACGGGAAGAGCCAAGACCGCGAUUCUUAUCAUCUGGUUGCUGUCUUUAUUGUUCAAUGUGCCGGAAUUUGUAGUGCUGCAAGUGGAAAAUAAGACGGACCUGCGAUUCAACGUGCAGCUCUUCAUGCAGUGCACUUCCACGUGGUCAGAAGAAAGCGAUCUACGGUGGCAUAUUGUUAAGGCUCUGUUUCUUUAUACGUUCCCUCUGUUUCUGAUGAUGAUAGCGUACUGCCAAAUCGUACGCGUCCUGUGGAGGUCGGACAACAUCCCUGGCCAUAUGGAGUCCCACAAGCUCUGCUCUACGCCUUCUGGACAGAAUAACUGGCUAACGGUGAACCGUCGCACAACGCCAUCUAUCCACGCAAAUGCAUCAACUGAGGGCCAGCUGCGCUCGCGCCGUAAAGCUGCUAAGAUGCUCGUCGCUGUCGUCAUCAUGUUUGCAGUUUGCUACUUCCCUGUGCAUCUGUUGUCUGUACUAAGGGUAGCCUACUCCGUCGAGCAGACCCAUGUGAUGACGUGUAUUGCUCUCAUCUCACACGUGCUCUGUUACGCCAACUCUGCCGUUAACCCUCUUAUAUACAACUUCAUGAGUGGGUUCCCUGGGUUUUCAGGCAAAUUCCGUCGCGAAUUCCACAGAUCCUAUUUCAAGUGCUUCUGCUGCUGUCACGGAUCCCCAUCGCCAAACCAAAACGGUACCUCCUUCGCACCAAUCGGAAGCUCCAGAGCCGGUACCACAAGGACCAUCGUUAAGAGACACGACUCGUGCGUCAGUUACAGGCUAACUCAUCUCUCGCCAUCAAAUCAUAAUAGUAUCAACAGGGAGUAUGUAAGAACAACAAACACGUCGUUCAUUGAACAGAUAAAUGGUAACCGACGGCCAAAAAUCAGAGACGACUCCAUAAGUGAAUCAGCAACUAGAUUUACUCUAACAACCGAUAUGGGUAAGGAUUGACAAUUAGGCAAGGAUAACUUCUACGUCUGCUACAACUCAGAUAUGAGGAAACGUAAUGAUGGUAUCGAAACUUAUAUAGCAAGAAGUACUAAUAGUAUACAUUGUAAACCUUAUUAUGAUUGUUUUAAGGGUGAAGGGCCUAGUGGGGCGAUAUGUGAACUUAAUCACAAGAA
This is a messenger RNA of Hyposmocoma kahamanoa, 2116 nucleotides long. RefSeq names its product orexin receptor type 1-like (gene NGR-A5). NCBI's taxonomy places the organism in Eukaryota, Metazoa, Arthropoda, Insecta, Lepidoptera, Cosmopterigidae. Gene Ontology annotation, cellular component: membrane. Gene Ontology annotation, biological process: feeding behavior; G protein-coupled receptor signaling pathway. The record is from RefSeq and is a predicted model, not a curated record. Gene Ontology annotation, molecular function: orexin receptor activity. The transcript is spliced from 10 exons. The coding region runs from base 276 to 1943 and encodes 555 amino acids.